Molecule: messenger RNA, 1516 nt
Organism: Chionomys nivalis (European snow vole)
Lineage: Eukaryota; Metazoa; Chordata; Mammalia; Rodentia; Cricetidae
Gene: Glmp
Product: glycosylated lysosomal membrane protein
Exons: 6
Coding region: 25-1230 (401 amino acids)
Cellular component (GO): lysosome
Source: RefSeq, a predicted model, not a curated record
CCGAGUUAAACUCCGUGCGGCUGUAUGUGCCGCUGUUGGGAACCUUACUGGGGCUGGGUACCCUGUGCCCCAACCCCAUGGCUCCUUUUGAGCCUUGUGUGUGCAGCUCCAUUUGGCCUGCUGGGAGAAGAGACUCGCCAGAUAUCUAUGGAGGUUAUUUCCGGCGGACCAAAUCCCCAGAACCUGCUUCAUAUCAGGGCAGUGGGCACCAACUCCACCCUGCACUAUGUAUGGGGCACCCUAGGGCCUCCAGCUGUGGUGCUGGUGGCCACCAACAGCACGCAGAGUGUCCUCAGUGUCAACUGGAGUGUCCUGCUGUCUCCUGAUCCCGAUGGGGGUCUGAUGGUGUUCCCCAAGGACAGCAUCCAGUUUUCUUCUGCUCUUGUCUUCACCAGGCUGCUUGAAUUUGACAGCACCAAGGUCUCCGAAGGGGCAGCCCAGCCCCCAGGAAAGCCAUACCCUCCCUACUCCUUGGCUGAGUUCUCCUGGAACAGCUCCUUGGACCACACCACUCUGAGCUCCGCUUUCCAAGGCCACCCUAUAGAUGACCCUACUGGAGCAUUUGCCAAUGGCAGCCUGGCCUUCAAGGUCCAGGCCUUUCCGGGAUCUGGCCGACCUGCCCAGCCCCCUCGCCUCCUGCACAGCACAGACUCCUGCCAGCUAGAAGUUGCCCUGGUUGGAGCGUCUCCUCGUGGAAACCACUCCCUGUUUGGCAUAGAAGUGGCCACCUUGGAUACUGGCCUUGGCUGCCCAUCCUUGAAAGAGCUGCACUCCAUCGACGAUGAGUACGCACCUGCUGUCUUCCAGCUGGACCAGUUGUUAUGGGACUCUUCACUAUCUGGCUUCAUGCAAUGGCGACCAGUGGCUUUCUCACAGAAGCAGCGGGGUCGAGAAUCAGCCCUCCCCUGCCAGGCGUCCUCCCUUAACUACACCUUGGCACAAUCGCUCCCUCACUCACCUGUUGUCCAAGCCUUCUUUGGGUCCCAGAAAAACUUCUGUGCCUUCACUCUGACAUUUGGGGCUCCCACAGGCCCUGGCUACUGGGAUGAACACUAUCUCUCCUGGUCAAUGCUUCUGGGAGUGGGUGUCCCUCCAGUGGACGCCUUAUCCCCACUCGUCCUCGGAAUCAUGGCAGUGGCCCUGGGAACUCCAGGGCUCCUGUUGCUGGGGGGAGGCCUGUUUCUGCUGCUGCGACACAAGCCGUAUUCUGAGUACCAGUCCAUCAACUGAACUGCAGACGGAGGGGCAGGACCACAUGCCUUGCUGUGCCUCACACCUUGGAGGGAAGAGGGGCAGUGCUGUCAUCUGCUUUUCUGCAGAACCUCAAAAGCCAGCCUCAGCUCACUGGGGCUCCCUGGGAGAGGCUAGAAUUACUGGGAAAAGGAAGGGCCCCCUGAUGUUCCUUCUCUGUCAUUUACCACUCUCCUUUCCCGUGGGUAAGACUUGAAGGCCUACAGUGAGCGACUGGUUGGCUGCCCUAAGGUGCAUGAAAUAGACAUAUUUUUCCCAAAAAAGA